Solea senegalensis (Senegalese sole) is the source of this 1644-nucleotide messenger RNA. Its product is annotated as RNA-binding Raly-like protein. The record is from RefSeq and is a predicted model, not a curated record. Gene Ontology annotation, cellular component: nucleus. The transcript has 9 exons. The coding region runs from base 119 to 997 and encodes 292 amino acids. NCBI's taxonomy places the organism in Eukaryota, Metazoa, Chordata, Actinopteri, Pleuronectiformes, Soleidae. Gene Ontology annotation, molecular function: RNA binding.
CGCCUCGGUGCGUGCACACAAUCCUGCACACGACCAAUAAGCCAGCACCGUCGUACGCCCAGUUUCUUUUUACUUGAAACCUUUUACUCCUGCUCGGCAGUGCUGCACGCCCACUAGGAUGACUGGGAAGACCCAGACCAGCAACGUGACAAACAAGAAUGACCCGCGCUCCCUCAACUCCCGCGUCUUCAUUGGCAACCUCAACACGGCAGUGGUGACCAAGGGUGACAUCGAGGCCAUCUUCGCCAAAUACGGGAAGAUCGUGGGCUGCUCGGUGCAUAAGGGCUUCGCGUUCGUCCAGUACGUCAGCGAGAGGAACGCCCGGACGGCCGUGGCCGGAGAGAACACCAGAGUCAUCGCCGGACAAUCGCUAGACAUCAACAUGGCAGGAGAGCCGAAACCAUACAGGCCUAAGUUGGGCUCUAAGAGGCCUCUGUCGUCGCUCUACAGUGGCUACGAGUUUGACUAUGACUUCUACAGAGAUGAUUACUACAGCAGACUCUUUGAGUACCAUGGUCGUGUCGUGCCUCCGACCCGGGCUGUGAUCCCCAUCAAACGCUCGCGCCUACUCGUGCCGUCCACGCGCAGAGCCAAGUCCUCCUUUCCUGUCAGAGCUUGUUCGGCCUCUUCUUCCUCCUCCUCGUCCUCCUCCCGAGCGAUCAACGCUGGCUCUUCCAUCACAAGCACUAAACUGAAGACAGACCAGCUCCUCACAAUCAAAAAGGAGCUGUCACAGAUCAAGACCAAGAUCGACUCACUGCUGGGAAGGCUGGAGAAGUUUGAGAGGCAGCAUCGCUCCGACACGGAGAUGCAGAGGAAACAAGAGGAGAUGUGUGAACGUCUCCAUGGUGAUGCAGCAGACCAUUCUGGUGAAGAGGAAGCGGAGGGGGCAGCCGAGGUGGAGGCGGGGGAGAUGACGGACGGUGGUGAAGACGACUUUGAAGAUGAAGGCACCAGUGACAUGAUAGACAACCACAUAUCAGACAUCGACAACUGAGGAAGUCUAAAGAAAUGAAGCCUUCAGUAGAUUAAGUUGGAGGAACAGAUACCAGCGCAGCCUCCUUCAUCAAGGAGGUUCAUUUGAAAUUAAAGGAAAGCAAAGACAGGUGUUCCAAACUCGUUUGUUGCUUGUUUGCCUCGUCAGAACAUGACGCUCGUGAUGUGUACUUCAUCAAAACGCUGGUUAUUGACAUUCUCCAAACUACUGCAAGAUCAACUUCAAAGAGCGAUUCUUAACCUUCAGAGUGAUUGGCUGUCUGAAAAAUCUGAACAAUACAGUAUAUUGUGUGAUUGAUAUAUUUUGGUCAGUAUUGUGUAUAAAGAAAUGUGAUUAUGUGAUCAAUCAGAUGAACCAUGAGAUGCCCUCCUUUGUUGUCCUGCAGAUGUACGUUUGUUGUUUGUUCUUUUUCUUCGCUUUGAAAACUGUGACGAGCCACGAUGCUGGCAGAGAGCUGUACAUGAAUGUAUGAGGGACACUGAUAAUUACGCCAUUUGCUUUGUUUGUACACUUUGCUGAAAGGUACAGUUUGUCAUUUAUUCACCAUGUCGCUGCACUGCUGUACGCACAUUACUUUUGUCACCGUUAUACACAAUAUGUGUUUUAAAUUAUGUUUAUGUUAAUCAGAAGAUGUUUAUUUUUUACUA